Messenger RNA from Octopus bimaculoides (California two-spot octopus), 3046 nucleotides. RefSeq names its product ras-related protein Rab-32. Gene Ontology annotation, molecular function: GTP binding; GTPase activity. NCBI's taxonomy places the organism in Eukaryota, Metazoa, Mollusca, Cephalopoda, Octopoda, Octopodidae. Gene Ontology annotation, cellular component: Golgi apparatus; phagocytic vesicle; late endosome. The record is from RefSeq and is a predicted model, not a curated record. Gene Ontology annotation, biological process: endosome to lysosome transport; phagosome-lysosome fusion.
UGAGUUUUUAUUAUGAUAAGGUUUGUGAAAGAGAGAACAUUAGAAAAGUAGAAUAUUAGUAAAGGACAGUGGCAGGUGAGAAUUGUUGACAGGUAGGCUGACAAAAUACUAAGAUGCUAACAGAUUUUAUCAAAUGAUAAGAAGAAAUUUACCAGGACCAGGACAUUUUCAGUGUAAUUUUUAUGUUCCUUCCUACUGGUCUCUCUUCACAAUAGUUACUGUUAAAACUGUAUUUUUACCAACUCGUUCACUGACCAGCACAUAACUUUAAAAGAAUCUGUUAUGAAAGUCUUGUUCUAAAAUGCAUUUAUUACCUGGAAUUAAUACUCAUUAAUUAAAGACGUCAACUCUCAAGUGACAAAGACAAAUUCCUAUAAAAUCGGAAGAAAAAAUUAUCCCUGAAUAUUUCCAAGCAUUUAAGAGCAGAAAGAUAAGUUUAUUUGAUUAAUUAAUAUUUUGUGUUAUUUUCUGAUUUUCUGAUAAAAAAAAAACAGAAUCCUUGUGAAUUUGCUGUAUCCUUUCUGAUAAUACUGGCAAGUUUUGUGUUUGUUUUCCAUAAUGGAGAGUAUGGAGCAAGAUAGUCUUGAUAUAAACAAGUCAAUGGGCAGCCUUUCAGAAAUGGACCCUUCAGCUAUCUGUUCAAUGAAUCUCGAAAGUGGAGUUGAUCCUGAAAAUAUUGGUGUUUCCAGAAAGAACGAAAAGGAAGAAGAGAAUUUAAAGCAAAAAGGCCAGGGAAAUGAGGAAAAAAUUGAUGAGAGCGACAUCAAUAAAAGUGAACUGGCCAAAGAUGGUGAUAUUGGUCAAAGUGCUGAAAAUAAGAAGAGUGGGAACCAGUUUUCAUGUGAGACUGAAACCAGUGGUGAAAUUACAAAAGUACAAUCAGUAGAUGAUAUAUCUUCAAAUACUGCAGUAGCCAUUGACUCAUCAGAGGUAAAAUGUGUGGAGGCAGGUGAGGAGGAAAAGAAAGAAAAAGAGGACAAGGAGGAGAAAGAAACAGAGGGCAAGGAGGAGAAGGAAGAGGAGAGAAAUGAGAAGAAAAUUGAGGAGAGUGGGAAAGGUGAGAAAAUGGAAGAAGUGACAGUAGCAGAGGCGAAUGAGAAAGGGAGGGAUAAUCCGAGUGGUGAGCAAGUGACAGAAGACAGACAUCUGUCAGAGGAUUCAGUAGAAGCAAAGACCAAAGAUAAAGACAUCAGCUCUCAACUAGCCGCAGAGCAGUCACCACUGGGCCAACCUGCCACUGUUGAUUUUGUUACACUUGAAGAUGCUCCACGACUGGAAAAACCAAUAACAUCUAUAAAAGAGAUGGAGGAAUCAAAUUUUGAUCCUAAAUUUUCUGAAAUUCAAACAGGGACAUCUGGGAUUGAAAAGAAAGAACACUUAUAUAAGAUUCUUGUUAUUGGAGAAUUAGGAACUGGAAAAACAAGUAUCAUCAAACGUUAUGUCCAUCAAUUCUUCUCCCAACAUUACCGAGCUACUAUAGGUGUUGAUUUUGCACUAAAAGUCAUUAGUUGGGAUGCUGACACACUUAUCCGAUUGCAAUUAUGGGACAUUGCAGGUCAAGAACGAUUUGGUAACAUGACACGAGUGUACUAUAAAGAGGCUGUUGGAGCAUUUGUAGUGUUUGAUGUAACAAGAGUACCAACAUUUGAGGCUGUGGUUAAAUGGAAAAAUGACUUAGACAGUAAGGUUCAGUUACCUGAUGGCAGCAAUAUACCAUGUGUAUUACUAGCAAAUAAGUGUGAUCAAACAAAAGAAGGCCUUGUGAAUAAUACAGAGCAGAUGGAUGAUUUCUGUAAAGAGAAAGGUUUCCUGAGUUGGUUUGAAACUUCAGCAAAAGAAAAUAUUAACAUAGAUGAGGCUGCUCGAUUUUUGGUUGGACAGAUCCUCAAAAAUGAUCAAAAUAUGAACACAGGUAGUACAGAAGAAGACAAAGAACGCAUUCAAUUAGCUAAUGCUAACCAACAAGAACCAACAAAAAAAUCUUGCUGCAGAUAGAAGUUUUGAACUCUGAAUUAAUUACCCAAAUAGUUUUUAUAAAUAACUAUUGCUUUUGUUUUUUGUUUUUUUUUUAUCCAUUAUAUUUUCUUUUAUUUUUCCUGAUGAAAAGCUGAAAAAAAAAAUCAAGAAAAACAAAAAUAAUCAUUUCUUGUAUAUUCUUUUAUUUCAAUAAUUUUACUCUAGUUUAAAAAUGAACUCUACAAAUAAUGAUAUUAAUAAUAAUUGAGAAAUAUCAAGACCUAGUCAGAGAGAUGAAGGUACUGUGCUAGACUAAGACAACAAUUAUUUUUGUGGUAAUUGGUACAACUUGGAACAACACCUAUAAUACUACCUAGAAAACCGUAGGAUACUGGAACUGAGAUUCACAUUGACGACCUGAAGAAAAGUGCAACCCUGAUUUCUGCAAGAAUCUUAAGAAAGAUUCUUGAGAUCUGAGAAGUCUUAUUGUCAUCUACCCUUGCUAAAUAAUAUAGCAUGUAACAGCUAUAGUAAUAAUAAUAAUAAUAAUAAUAAUAAUAAUAAUAAGAAGAAGAAGAAGAAGAAGAAGAAGAAGAAGAAGAAUGUUCCUUAUACUACCAUGGAGCUUGACAUUUUAAACUUUGGGUGGGGUAAAGGCUCAGAAGUUGAUUUCUUUGUCUAGAACAUUAGUGUAACAAAUAAAGCUUAUACUGGAAGUUGAUACUGAGUUGUGGACUCAAUUAGACAGAAGCUUGCUUCCACUUGAUGGUGCUUAUAAUAAUAAUAAUAAUAAUAACAAUAAUAAUAAUAAUAAUAAUACACAUGACUUUGUAAAUGAACAAUCUGGUGUGUUUAUUUUAAUGCCUACCAAUGUAUACAGUGAGUUUCUUUGUCCUAGGUGUCAGGAAGACACUUGGCAAGAAAUGGGAACAAAAUUGAAAGAAGAGGAUAAUGAUAAUAAUAAUAAUAAUAAUAAUAAUAAUAAUAAUAUCAGAAACAGAAUAAAAUGAUGGAGAUGAUGAAUAGAUAUUAAUUAUAUAUAUUUUGCCUGUUUCUCAAUUAAUAAUAAAUAUACUGCUUCAGCUUCAAA